Diversispora eburnea is the source of this 450-nucleotide messenger RNA. The record is from the annotation of a GenBank genome assembly. Lineage: Eukaryota; Fungi; Glomeromycota; Glomeromycetes; Diversisporales; Diversisporaceae.
AUGAGUUUAAAUCUUAGAAAUAAGAGCAAACAAAUCCAACGUCCACGUCCUCAAAAUACUUAUGUAAGAAAAAGUAAAAAUAAUAUAGACCUUUCAGACCAACUUAAUGAUAACAAUUUUGACAAUUAUAAUGAAAUUCAUCUGUUUGAUGAUAACAAUAAUUCUAAUAACUUUGAUGAUAUUUGUUUUUUUGAUGAUGAAGAUAAUAAUUCUUAUAACUCUUAUCUCUCCGAAAAUGACAACUCUGAUAAUAAUUCUAACUACUCAAACAAUAUUUAUCUCUUUGAAGAUAGCAAUAAUUCUGACUACUCCAACCUCUUCGAAGAUGACAAUAAUUCUGAUAUAGAAAUAGAUAUCUCUGAAGAAACUAAUUUUAAAAAUAUAACAUCAUUGAUGAUGUUUACUUGGAUUACAAAACAUAUGAUAGGAAAUUAUGCUUAUAAAGAUCUU